Molecule: messenger RNA, 1320 nt
Organism: Fusarium tjaetaba
Lineage: Eukaryota; Fungi; Ascomycota; Sordariomycetes; Hypocreales; Nectriaceae
Product: RNA polymerase II mediator complex component
Exons: 1
Coding region: 1-1320 (439 amino acids)
Biological process (GO): regulation of DNA-templated transcription
Molecular function (GO): zinc ion binding; DNA-binding transcription factor activity, RNA polymerase II-specific
Source: RefSeq, a predicted model, not a curated record
AUGGGUCGCAAAACCAAGCAAAAGUCAUGCUUCGCUUGCGUUGAGACCAAGCGCCGCUGCGACAAGCGAUAUCCCUCAUGCUCGCGCUGUCUCGAUCGGGAGUCGGUCUGCACUUAUCCGCCACUACCAAGACGACAAGCUCUCGACUUUACUAAGGGAGAAGCUGCGCCAGAUAUAGGCUUCGGAGAUAUGUGGACUUCUGCGGCUGAUGCAAAUAGCCUUGCGUUGGUAGGAGAAAUCUCCGAGCCAUGGCUUCUGGAUCCCGUCUUCAGCGCCGGUCUAAAUUGUCCCUCGAUACCAUCAUGGACGCCGUCUUUAUCAGAUCCAUCGUCAUUACCAGGUUCAUCCUCGAAUGGGAUAGCUGAGGCUUCUGGUCAGCUGGCGUAUACAUCCCGGGACUUGGGCUGGUUUUUGGGACCUCAGGCAUGGACUAUAGGAUAUCACUACAACGCCCCAGAUGUGAUACCUCCAGCUUCCGUCUUUACCAAUUUCAUCCGCGGCUUGCAGAACUGGUUGACCCGUUUUGUCCAGACAGGGCACAACCCAUUUAUCCACCGACAUCUGUACUCCGACUCCGGAUAUCCGCAAUGCAUUCAAGAUGCGUACUCAGCAUGCGUUAUCUCCAGCUCUGCCACAAGCGAGAAUGAAACGAUCGUCAAUGCAAUUUCUGCUACUCACAUCACGAAUCUACUGAAUGCUCAACCAACUAGGGGCCCGAAUAUCAUCUCCACUAGGGAUCAUCUGGCCCGCACCCAAGCUCUUCUCAUCCACAUCCUCCUCGCGCUGUUCUCUCCCUCAAUUGAACGUCGUGGAAGAGGUGAGAAUCUCAUUAGCCUUCUACAUUCUUGGAAGAAUCAGCUAUGGGAGUCUGCAACAAACGAUAGCACACUAGCCUCACCAUUGCCGAUCAUGGCGACUUCUGGUGGAACAGCUGUCGGGGAACUAGAUCCUGUCCCCAGCCUGUACCGCUCUUUCAUCCUCUCCGAGUCUAUCCGCCGUACCGGGCUACUGUGUAACAUUGCCACCGGUGUAUAUGGUGGCUUGAAAGGCAGCAACAUACAGUCAUGUGGUGGCGACAUCCACAUUACAGCACAAGCCAAGUUUUGGAAGGCUUCUUCAUCUGCACGAUGGGAAGCUGUUGCGCGACAGACCGAUCCGUUGUUUAUCUAUUCCCUAAAAGGUCAGAUGCUGCUGGAUAGAGGUGUUGGUGCUGCCCAGGUUGAUGAAUUUGCGCGACACUUGUUCACUAUUAUGUGGGGUUUAGAAAAGGUAGAGACUUGGGCUGUGAGAACUGGAGACGAGGUUUCUGCUGUAUACUAG